CAAUGGGAAAGAGUCCAUAACUAAACCAUUUUAUAUUGUUAUAAAGAGUUAAUAGUUGUUUAUUUAAAUAAAAUAAUUGCAUGUUACUUCUUAGCUUGAUUAGCAAGCCCACUAGGUCCCUAUAAAUUUGUUAUUAUGCUAUUAGACUUGAUGUGUGUGUAGUACAAAAACACAUCAAAGAAAAAAGUGAGUCUCUUCGAGACAAAGCAAUUACAAAUGGCCUCAUUUAGCAAUUUGAUGAGUACUUUGGUAUUAUUUAUAAUCAUAGGCUGUGGAUAUGCUCAAUUGGAGAUGAAUUUCUAUGCCAAGAGCUGCCCAAAAGCAGAGAACAUUAUUAAAGAUUUUGUUCAGAAGCAAGUUCCUAAGGCUCCAAAUACUGCAGCAGCCAUACUAAGAAUGCAUUUCCAUGAUUGUUUUGUCAGGGGCUGUGAUGGAUCUGUGCUUCUUAAUUUCACUUCAAGUACUGGAAAUCAGACUGAAAAACAAGCCAAUCCUAAUCUGACAUUGCGCGGCUUCUCAUUCAUUGAUGCUGUUAAGAGAUUAGUUGAAGCGGAAUGCCCUGGAGUUGUCUCUUGUGCUGAUAUUAUUGCCUUGGUUGCUAGAGAUGCAGUUGUAGUUACAGGAGGUCCUUUUUGGAAUGUGCCAACUGGUAGAAGAGAUGGAACAAUAUCAAAUGUCUCAGAAGCCAAUGCUGACAUCCCAGCUCCAACUAGUAACUUCACCAGACUACAACAAUCUUUCGCGAAGAAAGGCCUUGAUUUGAAGGACCUGGUCCUCUUAUCAGGUGCACACACCAUUGGAGUGUCUCAUUGCUCCUCAUUCUCCGAGCGUCUGUACAAUUUCACUGGGGUUUUUGGUACACAAGAUCCAUCACUAGACAGCGAAUACGCGGAUAAUCUCAAGUCAAGAAAAUGCAAAUCGAUCAAUGACAAUACCACUAUAGUUGAGAUGGAUCCAGGUAGUUUCAAGACAUUCGAUCUUAGCUACUUCAAACUUCUACUCAAAAGGAGAGGCCUAUUCCAAUCCGAUGCAGCCUUGACAACACGUACCACAACAAAAACAUUUAUUGAACAGCUAGUCGAUGGACCGCUCAAAGAAUUCUUCGACGAAUUUGCUAAGUCCAUGGAGAAAAUGGGAAGAGUUGAAGUUAAGACAGGCAGUGCUGGUGAAAUCAGGAAGCAUUGUGCAUUUGUGAAUAAUUGAAAUUAAGUUCUAAUGAUUUUGUGGUUGUAUUCAUAAUUUAUGUGUCCCCUGAGUGAAUAG
Molecule: messenger RNA, 1263 nt
Organism: Capsicum annuum
Lineage: Eukaryota; Viridiplantae; Streptophyta; Magnoliopsida; Solanales; Solanaceae
Product: peroxidase 3
Exons: 4
Coding region: 217-1203 (328 amino acids)
Biological process (GO): response to oxidative stress; hydrogen peroxide catabolic process
Cellular component (GO): plasmodesma; plant-type cell wall
Molecular function (GO): peroxidase activity; heme binding
Source: RefSeq, a predicted model, not a curated record